Molecule: messenger RNA, 1083 nt
Organism: Cynocephalus volans (Philippine flying lemur)
Lineage: Eukaryota; Metazoa; Chordata; Mammalia; Dermoptera; Cynocephalidae
Gene: FPR1
Product: formyl peptide receptor 1
Exons: 2
Coding region: 31-1083 (350 amino acids)
Biological process (GO): phospholipase C-activating G protein-coupled receptor signaling pathway; complement receptor mediated signaling pathway; inflammatory response
Cellular component (GO): plasma membrane
Molecular function (GO): complement receptor activity; N-formyl peptide receptor activity
Source: RefSeq, a predicted model, not a curated record
CAGCUGGUUGAAAUUCCAGGAGUGGACAGAAUGGACACCAAUUCCUCUCUCCCCAUGAAUGCAUCUGGAGGAGCUCACACUGCAUCUGCUGGUUAUGUUGUCCUGGAUGUCUUCUCAUAUUUGGUAUUUGCAAUCACCUUUGUCCUUGGUGUCCUGGGCAAUGGGCUUGUGAUCUGGGUGGCCGGCUUCCGGAUGACACGCACGGUCACCACCAUCAGUUAUCUGAACCUGGCCAUAGCCGACUUCUGCUUCACCUCCACUUUGCCAUUCUUCAUGGUCUCGAAGGCCAUGGAAAGACACUGGCCUUUUGGCUGGUUCAUGUGCAAGUUCAUUUUUACUAUAGUAGACAUAAACCUUUUUGGAAGUGUUUUCUUGAUUGCUCUCAUUGCCCUGGACCGCUGUAUUUGUGUCCGGCAUCCAGUCUGGGUCCAGAACCACCGCACCGUACGUCUGGCCAAGAGGGUGAUCAGUGGACCCUGGAUUCUUGCUCUGCUCCUGACCUUGCCAGUUAUCAUUCGUGUGACUACAGUGACUGACAUAAAGGGGAAGACGUACUGCACUUUUAAUUUCUCACCCUGGACCACAGACCCUGUAGAGAAGAUGAAGGUGGCCAUCACCAUGUUGACACUCAGAGGCAGCAUCCGGUUCAUUAUUGGCUUCAGUGCACCCAUGUCCAUCGUUGCCAUCUGCUAUGGGCUCAUUGCCACCAAGAUCCACAGGCAAGGCCUCAUUAAAUCCAGUCGACCCUUGAGGGUUCUCUCUUUCGUCGUAGCUGCCUUUUUUGUCUGCUGGUUUCCGUAUCAGGUAGUGGCCCUCAUAAGCACAAUCAGAAUCAAAGAACUCUUGGGUGGAAUGAGCAAAGAAUUUAGAAUUUUAGUGGAUGUGACAAGUGCCUUGGCCUUCUUGAACAGCUGCCUCAACCCAAUACUCUACGUGUUCAUGGGCCAGGACUUCCGAGAGAGACUGAUCCAUUCCUUGCCUGCCAGUUUGGAGAGGGCUCUGAGUGAGGACUCAGCCCAGACCAGUGACACAGCAACCAACUCUACUUCACCUCCUGCAGAGGCUGAGUUACGGGCAAUGUGA